AGCACAGCAAUCGCAGCCCCUCCCACGCGUCUCAAAGCUGAUUUAUUGAACCUUAACCUCCUCCUUGGAGUACACAGCAUCGCUGGUCCUGCACCUCCGCGGCAGCCGGCAUUUCGCAAGAAUUGAUGGGGUGCAAAUCGUGCCAGAAGCCCAAGGCGCAGCACUGGAAGGGUCUGUGGUCGCCGGAGGAGGACCAGAAGCUCCGCGACUACAUCGUCCGCUACGGCCACAGCUGCUGGAGCACCGUCCCUGUCAAGGCCGGACUUCAGAGGAACGGAAAGAGCUGCAGGCUGCGAUGGAUCAACUACCUAAGGCCGGGGCUGAAGCACGGCAUGUUCUCCCAGGCGGAAGAAGAGACCGUCAUGAGCCUCCAUGCCACACUCGGCAACAAUUUUCAGGAAAGGGGAGGACCCCGGCUUCUGCAUCUGGACGAUGCAUGCAACCAUGUGUCUAAUCUAAUGCUUAUACGUUUCGAAAGGGUCUUUGCAGUUGCCUGCCGGUGCAAGCAAGAUAGGUGGUCUCGCAUAGCGCAGCACCUGCCGGGCCGGACGGAUAACGAGGUGAAGAACUACUGGAACUCGUACCUGAAGAAGCGCGUCGAGGGCGCGCGGGCACCAGCCAAGUCCGCCGGCUCCGACGCGCCCCGGAGCCCGACGCCCAGCGACAGCGGCCGCGAACGCAGCACCGUUAACCAGCUGUCCAACUCCGGCUCGUCGGGCCCGCCUGAGUCGUCGUCGACGGCCGACGACUCGAGCAGCCUCACCGGGCCCGGCGCGGCCGCCUUGAUCCGGCCGCACGCCCCCGUGCUCCCCAAGGUCAUGUUCGCGGACUGGCUCGACAUGGACAUGGAAUACGGCACCAGCCUGCUGCGGCCGAGCGCCCUGGACACGGCCUUCGACUGCAGCCAGGCGCAGCAGGGCGCGAGCAACACGGUAGACGGUCGUUGCGGCACCGUGGACUCGUUGCACGGGCUCAGCGAUGGCGGCAUCUGCUGGGAGUUCGACGCGGACGAGAUGCACAUGCAGGGCGGAGCAGGGUUCUGCGACCUGCUCUCCAUGAGCGAGUUCCUCGGGAUCAACUAGGCGACCCCUCCCGAACAGGGCAAUGGUGUGCCGCCGUGGCUGCCUCUCUAGCCAGUCAUGGUUGGUCACUGACAAGAAGUUCUCAAUGCCACGAUUCAGUCGGACCAGCACCGUGGAAAAGAAAUCGUUGAAGGCGUUGUUGCCGGAAGACCCACAUAUCCAAGAUCUCAACCUUAAAAAGAAAAACUCACAUGCCUUACGACCACACCGGAGGCAGCAUAAAUUUUUGAAACAAAAGGGGUUUCCCUCCGCCCCAACUUUAUAGAAAGCCAAGGCAAGCAACAACCAGGCAGGACUGUUAACAGCGCUCGGCGACACCAGAGAGUAGCUGCCACAGAUAGGAAAGGGUUUUAAAGACUACCCUAUUACAAGUUCUUGGGUAGUUCAUACCAAUAGACAUAAUCAGGGAGCAACCCGCUAGCUAACAUGAAGAUCAAAGCCAAUAAACUAGCAGCGACUACAUCCCAGCGACGUCCUAUUGAAGGGAUGCACUAUUAUCUUCACGCAAUUCUAAGCAAUUCCCCUCUUCGGUGGUCCAAAAGCCUUAAGCACCGGAGAAGUAGCGCACCCUUAGCUUCUGAGCAUAAUAUUUUCCAUUUCUUGAUCGUCGCCCCCAACAGGUCCAAAACACACCGUAUACUUCGCCAUCUUCCCCCCUGGAAAACAAAAUCAUUUCGAAAACGCCAUAAGCUCCAUAAGGCAGCAGCAGUAACAAUGUUCAGGGCUUCAAAAUGUUUUCUUCUCUUCCAGAAAGAAGUCAAUCGAUCAAAGAAUUAGGAACAUCAAUCUUAAAGAUAUCAGCAACUAGAUUCCAAACAUUUUCAGCAAGAAUGCAAUCAAAAAACAGAUGCUGGAUAGUCUCAGGCUCGCUGCAGAAGACACAUCACAUGUCCUCAACAUGUCUACGC
Messenger RNA from Triticum dicoccoides, 1990 nucleotides. Its product is annotated as transcription factor LAF1-like. The coding region runs from base 126 to 1082 and encodes 318 amino acids. The record is from RefSeq and is a predicted model, not a curated record. NCBI's taxonomy places the organism in Eukaryota, Viridiplantae, Streptophyta, Magnoliopsida, Poales, Poaceae. The transcript is spliced from 4 exons.